Molecule: messenger RNA, 2281 nt
Organism: Phyllopteryx taeniolatus (common seadragon)
Lineage: Eukaryota; Metazoa; Chordata; Actinopteri; Syngnathiformes; Syngnathidae
Gene: ildr2b
Product: immunoglobulin-like domain containing receptor 2
Exons: 10
Coding region: 151-2010 (619 amino acids)
Biological process (GO): pancreas development
Cellular component (GO): membrane
Source: RefSeq, a predicted model, not a curated record
AUUUUGGUCGGAGUGUGAGCGAGUCCCUUCCGUCCUUCGUUCAUCCAGCAGCGGCGGCGGUCGGUCGGUCGACUCGACAGCAACCGAGAGGAGGAUAAACAUGCACACAUAAAUAAACAAAGUGCUCCUGACCGCCAAACGGACUUAACGAUGACUUUCUAUCGCUUGGCUGUUUUAGUGGGAGCCUUGGUGUGCACUUGCGAUGGCGUGCACGUCACGGUGCCGGAGAAGCGGCAGUUCGCCAUGCUCUUCCAGUCGAUGGUCCUACCGUGUCACUACCAGACGUCCUCCACCCAGGCGCCGGUGGUGCAGUGGUGGUACAAGUCCUACUGCCACGACCGUACCCGUGACUCGUUCAAGCUGCCGCACCGCCCGGCUGCGCAGGCCUCGGAGCUGCCCGCCAAGUCCCACCUGGACUGCGCCGACAGCGGCCGCACGGUUCGGGUGGUGGCUUCGGCGCAAGGAUCCUCAAUGACGCUGGCGGAGCACUACAAGAACAGGGACAUCGCCAUCAUAAACAAAGCCGAGCUGCGCAUCGGUCAGGUGCAGUGGGGCGACAGCGGAGUGUAUUUCUGCAAAGUGGUCAUCGCCGACGACCUCGACGGCAAGGACGAGGCCCAGCUGGAGUUGCUGGUGCUAGGCAGGACAUCGCAGCAAGCCGAUAUCCUACCUGAGUUUGAUGUGGAGAUGAUGCCAGAGUGGGCGUUCGUAGGCUGCGUGGCGCUAGGCGGCAUCUUGUUCCUGCUGUUUAUGGGCAUCUGCUGGUGCCAGUGUUGCCCGCACUCCUGCUGCUGCUACGUGAGGUGCUGCUGCUGCCCCGACACCUGUUGCUGCCCCCGGCACCUAUACGAGGCCGGGAAGAAGGCGAAGAGCGGGCUGCCCGCUCAGAUGCCCGUAUAUCCCUACUACAUUCCCGGUGUUCCCACUAUGGUGCCUCUCGCCCCUUCAUCCCGCAUGGAGCCAAAGCUCACCUCUAUUGCCUCCGUCCCCUCGAUUGCCUCUAUCCCCUCGGUAGAAAAUAACCUGGCUGGAGUACGCAGCGGUUAUCAUCUGAAAGCCGUUCAGGACCACGGGGGCUCUGAGAAAGUUCUGUACUACAUAGAAAAGGAGCUGGCUCAGGUUCCCUCUGCCAGGCUUGCUGCACUCCAACCUAGUAGCCUGUCAGAACUCAGUUCUCUCCAUGAGGGAGGAAAUGCAGAUUUCAGACACACCUACCACACCGUCCAGAUGAAGGCGCUGCCGCCCAUCGCCGACGCCGACGAUCAGUCGCUGCCAAGAGCGGCUCCGCCGGCACAGAGCAGCAGACGCAGGCGGGAACGAGACAACCGCUCUGACGAUGAACUGGACAGGAGGUGGAACGCUCGCUCGGAGCACCUCCAGAGAAAGACUUUGAGCAGGAGGGGCCGCGCCGGCUCGCUGGAUGAGCUGGAGGAAUUCGCACAGUCGUACGAUUCCCGUAGCCGUCGGGCCGAGCAUCCGCACGUACGGGAGUGCAGCCUUCCGAGACGUCGCUACAGAGAUGAAGACGACGGCUGGGAUCGUGCAAGUCCCUUGCCUUUACCCCAGAAGAGAAGGGGCACGUGGGACGGCGAACUCGCCUCCCGACCGCCCCGUCACAGGGACUACGAUGGCGACUUCCUCAGCCGAGCGAUGGAGAGCAAAGUCGGCGCGAGGCCGGAUGAGGACAGCGACACGCCCUCCAAAGGCAGCUCCAGAGGCAAGGGCGGCAACAGCUCCUACAGCCGCUCGCCUAGCCACCGUCCAGAAGAGGAAGACCCUCUGCCUCCGUACUCGGAGCGCGAGGCGGAACGCUACCGCCGGACCGGCCUGAGCCCCGACUGGCACCGUCCCGUUGAUUCUGUCAGAACGGAGCGGUUUGACGCCUCCGAGCCUGCCGUGAGGCCUUUGUCGUACAUGCAGCCCCAGCAGGCGAUGUCCCUCCCGCCACUGGAGAAAGAUAGGCGACGCAACCUGAGCACAGCACUGAGCAGGAACACUCUCAUAGUGUGACCAUAGCUUCACCACCCAUCCUGUUGGAGCUAACUCCAUCCAUUCCACUGUGCAGUAUGCACCAGAUUAAUGACUCGGUAUAGACUGGAGGGACUUUUGCUCGCGCCUCACCAGUGACGCACUUUUAUUAUCACAACCGUGCAACUCAGGUUCAUUUGUUUCAUUUUUUUGUAUUCUUGUAUAUGUCUUUCUAUUUGUAAACACUGAACCUUGCAAUUGUUCUGCAGAAUUUAUUUGCUCUCUUCAAAUAAAAAACACCGGUAUUGAAUGA